Messenger RNA from Cynara cardunculus var. scolymus (artichoke), 2436 nucleotides. RefSeq names its product subtilisin-like protease SBT2.4. NCBI's taxonomy places the organism in Eukaryota, Viridiplantae, Streptophyta, Magnoliopsida, Asterales, Asteraceae. Gene Ontology annotation, molecular function: serine-type endopeptidase activity. Bases 1 to 2436 code for a protein of 811 amino acids. Gene Ontology annotation, biological process: proteolysis. The record is from RefSeq and is a predicted model, not a curated record. The transcript has 11 exons.
AUGUUAACAAUGAUGGUUUCGUCACGAUUUCAACUUGUUUUUCUCUUCUUGUUCUGUACUGUUUGCGUCGGAGAAGAACGAGAUAUAUAUCUGGUAUUGGUGGAGGGUGAUCCACCCGUUGCGUUUUUUCAAGAUAGGAUGAGUUACAAUGAAGUGUUGAAGGCUCAUGCAAAGCACUUGGAAGCAUCCCAUGAUCAACUUCUACAAAGCACUUUAGAAGAAGGAGCUUACAACAAGCUUUAUACCUUCAGCCACAUUGUCAAUGGCUUUUCUGUCCAUACUACCCCUACUCAGGCCAACAAGUUAAAAAAUGCACCUGGAGUGAGACUUGUGGAGAAAGAUAGAGGAGCUAAAAUGAUGACAACUUAUACCCCUAAAUUUUUAGGGUUACCCGAAGGAGUUUGGACGACGGAAGGAGGCGGUAGCAACGUCGGAGAAGGGAUCGUGAUCGGUUUUGUUGACUCGGGUAUCAAUCCGUUCCACCCGAGCUUCGCGUACGAUCCGAGGGAUCGGUACCCGAGCAAUCGAACUCGGUUUCUCAGGGUUUGUGAUGAGGGGCCUCAUUUUCCCAAGAGUUCAUGCAAUGGGAAGAUAGUUUCAGCAAGGUUUUUUGCAGCUGGUGCACAAGCAAGGGGAUUUAUUAAUGCCUCAAUAGAUAUCUUGUCUCCUUUUGAUGCAGUUGGACAUGGCAGUCACGUAGCAUCAACGGCUGCCGGAAACCACGGAGUUCCGGUGGUUGUCAAUGGUUUCUACUAUGGACGAGCCAGCGGGAUGGCGCCACGUGCACGAAUUGCUGUUUACAAAGCUAUAUAUCCAAGUGGAGGAACUGCAACAGAUGUUCUUGCAGCAAUUGAUCAGGCGACGAAGGAUGGAGUUGAUAUCUUAACGCUCUCCAUCGGCCCAGAUGAACCACCACAGAAUAGACUAACCGUCUUAAGCAUGUUUGACAUAUUUAUGUUGUUUGCGCGCAAGGCUGGAGUUGUUGUGGCUCAAGCCGUUGGGAACCAUGGUCCAGGCCCAUACACAACUGUUUCGUACGGUCCGUGGGCUGUCGGGGUGGCUGCUUGCGACACCGACAGAGCCUACCCUAGUUCGCUCGUUCUUGGAAAUGGCAUGAGAAUCGGUGGAAUUGGAUUAUCAGGACCGAGCUUUGGAGAAGGGUUACUACAAUAUAAGUUGGUUUUAGCAAAAGAUGCGAUCUUGGCACACGGAGAUUUUCCGAGGACUCCGGAUUUCAUAGAUGAAUGUCAACAUCCAGAGGCACUAGACCCUGUAAUCGUGCAAGGAAGUGUUGUUAUAUGCACGUUUUCCGCAGGGUUUCUUAACGGGUCUUCAAAUCUAAAGACCAUAAUCAACACGGCUAGGAUCCUAGGGUUCAUGGGUUUCGUGUUCGUUGCUAAUCCUACUUAUGGCGAUUUCAUAGCCGAGCCUUAUCCGUUCUCUAUUCCUGGAAUAAUGAUCCUGAAAGCUAGUGAUACACAGAUUAUAUUAGACUACUACGAGAAACAAACGGAAAGAAACGAUAAAGGAGUUGUAAUGGCGUACCAUGGGCGAGCAGCAAUACGAGAAGGAAGAAUUGCUACCUACAAUGAGAAAUCUCCGGUGGUUAGCAGAUUUUCAUCGAGAGGACCAAACUUCAUCGAUGUCAAAAGAAACCCGACAGAUUUGCUGAAGCCUGACAUUUUAGCUCCUGGCCACCAGAUUUGGGCUGCUUGGAGUCCCAUGAGUGUCCAAGAUCCCAUUUUGAAAGGUUCGAACUUUGGAUUGGUUUCGGGUACAAGUAUGGCGACGCCUCAUAUUGCCGGGGUAGCUGCAUUGAUCAAGCAACGGAAUCCUUCAUGGUCACCAUCGAUGAUUGCUUCUGCAUUGGCAACCACUGCAACCACCCAUGACAACCAUGGGGAACCAUUAAUGGCUCAAGGAUCCGAACUCUACAGAUUGAUCCGUUCUACGCCUUUCGAUCAUGGUGCGGGUCUAGUUAAUCCCUCCCAAGCCAUCGAUCCUGGCCUCGUUCUUACGUCAGGUUUUGAAGACUACAUGAGUUUCUUGUGCUCAUUGCCGAACACUGAUCCGGAGAUCAUCAAGACCGCAAUCGGUGAACCAUGCACCAACUCGUUCCAUGCACCAUCAGACCUAAACAUCCCUUCGCUAACCAUUUCGGCACUCGCGGGAUCGCAGUUGGUAAGAAGGUCUUUCAAGAAUGUCGCUGGAAAGGUGGAGACGUAUGUGUGUGCGGUGGUGCCGCCUAAUGGAGUGGCGGUCGAAUUACACCCGCCAUGGUUCACCAUUGGUCCGGAUGGUACCCAAGAUGUGGAAGUGAAACUUAACGUUACACAAGUACAAGAUACGUUUAGCUAUGGUGAGAUUGUAUUAACAGGAAGUUUGAAACACAUCGUAAGGAUACCGCUCUCUAUAUUACCCGUCUCCUUGUCAUAA